AUGUUGCACCAUCAGGGUCUCCUCAAGUGCCGCUGCCGCAUGUUGUUCAAUGACUUGAAGGUCUUCCUUCUGCGGAGACCCCCGGCCCCUCCUCUGCCCUCGCCGCUGCCUCUCCCUCCCAUGAGCAGAACAGACCAAGUCUUGAGUUUACAGGCGUCUAAUAACAACACGCUGACUACGCUAUAUGGAGGGCUACGGGCACCUCGGAGAGCGCCGACUGACGGGGGUGGUGGUGGUGGUGGUGGUGGAGGAGGAGGAGGAGGCAUCACGAGCCCUCCAGAAGAAGAGUGGGAAAGCCCUGGGGGAGAGGGAGAGCUUCCCCCGAUUGUGAUGAGCAGCGCCUCCUCCGACGACUUCUGCAAAGGGAAGGCGGAGGAUGGGUAUUCGCUGGGGAGCAGUUUGGAUAGUGGAAUGAGAACGCCUCUCUGCAGGAUCUGCUUUCAGGGCCCAGAGCAGGGUGAGUUGCUGAGUCCAUGUCGGUGUGACGGGUCAGUGAAAUGUACACAUCAACCUUGCCUGAUCAAAUGGAUCAGCGAGAGGGGAUGCUGGAGCUGUGAGCUGUGUUACUACAAGUAUCACGUCAUUGCCAUAAGCACAAAGAACCCCCUGCAGUGGCAGACCAUUUCUCUGACCGUCAUCGAAAAAGUUCAGAUAGCAGCAGCCAUCUUGGGGUCCCUUUUUCUUAUCGCCAGUAUCUCGUGGCUUAUCUGGUCAACUUUCAGUCCAUCUGCUAAGUGGCAGCGCCAAGACCUGCUCUUCCAGAUCUGUUAUGGGAUGUAUGGCUUCAUGGAUAUUGUCUGUAUAGGUCUCAUAAUACAUGAAGGACCCUCGGUUUACCGGAUUUUUAAAAGGUGGCAAGCAGUCAAUCAACAGUGGAAAGUUCUGAAUUAUGACAAAACAAAGGAUUUGGAGGAUCAAAAAUCAGGGUCUAGGAGCAAUCAGCGAACCUCCUCUCAGAUCAACCAUUCAUCCUCCACUAAUGGCGCAGCCAGCAACUCUGCUGUAGGAGACAGUGUUGCCCGAGGAGCUGGUCAUGCCACGGGUACUUUGUCUGAUCAUCACUGUGCUUAUACCAUCUUGCAUAUACUCAGCCAUCUGAGGCCCAACGAACAGAGAAGCCAUUCUAGCACAAACAGAGAGCUUGUCAUGAGAGUCACCACAGUCUAGCUAAAGUAUUUAGGAGGCCUUAAUGUAACUGAAUGGGAAAGGAACUCAAAAGCAAGAGGCAUGUGGGCUCUCUGCCCUCUCCCCAUGCCAUCUUCUGAAGUGGCACAAGGAGCACAAGAAGCCUUUCCCCAGCCAAGAGAGGGCAAGGCAGACCAGCUGCUCACCACGAAAAGAAGUUAAAAGUUUGGCUGUGAAACAAAGUGCAAUAUAUACUGCAAACAGUGAACUAGGACCAAGUCCUCAAAAAAAGGGGCAUGGGGGAGCAGAAAGGUUUAAUUUGUCAUGUAUACAAUGGAAUAAGUAAAAUUUUAAAGAAUUGCACACCCAAACACAUGCAUAUAGGAAGAAGGGAGGAAGGUUUGUCUGGUUUUUUUUUAAAAUGUAUUAACCAGAGGUUUAAGUAUUCAGAAAUUAUUCUGCGGCAUAUGCCAAUUUGUGUGCCCCAGGAUGUUCAAACUGAAAUUGCAAUUCAUUGAUUGCUCCUGUUUUAUUGCCCAGGAUUUUAUCACAUAGCAAAGAGGUCCCCAACCUUUUGAGCAUUAGUUCUGUGGAGAGAGGUUUUUCGACGGACCGGAGGGGGUGUGGUUUCCUGUACUGCCGGCAUCCCGCAGAUGGGGCUUUGCUUGUUUGCGCAGACUGGUUUCUGGCAUGCCACAGUCCAGUGCUGGUCCAUAUACCAGGGGUUGGAGACCCGUGACAUAGCACAUAGCCCUACUGGUUCUUCUUACCUCUUCAAAUAGAAUCAGCUAGUACCCUUUGAGGGAAUGGGAGGAGAAAGGGAGGGAAUUCUCCACUUGAAUCACAAACAUGUAAACAACUGACAAAGCACAAGAUACAGAUGAAUGAUUCAUCAUGGACAUUUCAUUUAGAAAUUUGUUGAAAUGAGCUUUUUCCAUAUCAAAUUUUCUACUUGACCUUUCAACCAUUUUCUGCAAAGUCAAUUCAUUUUUCACUAUAUGAGUAAUUUGGUACCAUUCCCUAUGAUUGUCUUGCUUUUUUUAAAAAAAAAAAUCUACCUGGCUUUCAGUCUGCAGCCAUUUAAGUUGUUUUGCAAUCUUCUCCAUUUAAUCAUUUAUCAAAAAUCUUGUACUUAAUGAAACUGGAGUUCUGAUUAAUCUACCCUGUGGGUUUAAGCACCAACUGUACACUCUGUUUUCUGGCCUAUGGGGGUUUCUAAGUAAACAUGCUCAGGAUUGCACUGACAAGUUAAUUUAGGCUGGAUUUACUCAUUGCAUUCAGAUUGUUUGUCUUCAACUUAAGGUUAUGUGUGAAUCCAUAACCUGGCCUAAUGCAGUGUUUCUCAAUUUUAGCAACUUGAAGUUGUGUAGACUUCAACUCACAGAAUCCCUAGCUAUUCUCCAGCCUUCAAAUAUCCAAGGUUGAGAAACACUGGCCUACUUUAUGUGCUGAUUAGGCCAUGAUGUCCUGUUCUACCAGCCAUAGUUAAAAAUCAUGGUGCAUAGCCUAGGAUUGGAGUUCUAUAAAUUAAGUCAGAGUUUAUAACUCCCAUUAAGAUUCAAUUGCCAGACUGUUCUAAGGAAGCCAUCCUAUUUAAACUGAUAUCUAUGACGUAUGUUGAUAGUUAUUUCCUGAGUAAAUUGAUCAAGAUACUCAUUUUUCUAUAUAUACUUCACAAGUGCCACUACAAGCUGCCUUGAAUUAUGAUAAAUAUAUACCAUCUAUGUAUGUUUAUAUGUAUAUAUGUGUCUGUGUCUGUGUACAUGUACACAUAUACAUGUAUUUGUGUGUGUGUGUGUGUACACACACAUACACAUACACACACAUACACACACAUACACACAAUACACCCAAGUUGAUUUAUUAGAUUGGCAGUUAUGUUGAUGUAAACAUGUGAACACUCGGACAUAUAGUAGCUUGUGACUUGUCACUUGGAAAACUCAAUAUUUACAUUUCUCAAUUUCCCCCCUCCCCCGUCACCCCAAUAAAGAGCACAAUUGUAGAGUUUGGCCUGAGGAAUCCUUUUAAUAUUGCCUUAGAGCCAGUUUAUUAUUAUUUUUUUAAUUUUAAUUUUUAUUUUAUUCAAAUAUAAAUAAUACAAACAUAAUGCAUAAAAUAAAAACAGUAUAAAAAAUAAAAAUACUACAGUGCACCCACUCACCCCCAGAGACCAUUUUUAUUACCUAUAUUUCUUCUCAUAUAACAAUAUACAAUAUAUUUCAAUUGUGCCCUUAUCCCCUCCAAAUCAGCAUAUAUUCUUGAGCAGGUUUAUUCCCUUUGCCUUCCACCAAGACUGUUUUUAUAAAAUCAUCCCAUAUUUCAUUAUAAUUAUUUACUUUAAUCAUCCCUUUUUAAAAUUUAAUUUCUGUUGUUAAUUUAUCAUUUAU
Crotalus tigris (Tiger rattlesnake) is the source of this 3512-nucleotide messenger RNA. It is a transcript of the gene MARCHF4, whose product is annotated as membrane associated ring-CH-type finger 4. The record is from RefSeq and is a predicted model, not a curated record. The transcript is spliced from 4 exons. Gene Ontology annotation, molecular function: ubiquitin-protein transferase activity; zinc ion binding. Bases 1 to 1167 code for a protein of 388 amino acids. Gene Ontology annotation, biological process: protein ubiquitination. NCBI's taxonomy places the organism in Eukaryota, Metazoa, Chordata, Lepidosauria, Squamata, Viperidae.